UCUUCUGCGGCCGUGUCCAUUUUCGGUUCCCGUUUUCCUCGCUGAUCGCUCGCUUCGCUCUCUGUCUUUAGCAUAGAUUAUAUAUAUAUUUUUAUCCGCGAAAAUCAAAAUCUCCAAAAUUGGAAUCCAACACAGGGACACAGAUACCUUUCCCUUUACUUCUUUCCAUCUAAUCUUCUUCCUCCUCGCCUGCCUUUUAUCCACGAGAGGAGGAUAAGAUUCAGAGAACAUGGCGGAGUCGCCGGAUAAUCCUCACCGACGGAGUUGUUCCGGCGAUUCGGUUGUUUGCGAAAAUGGCAUUGCCUCCAACUCUUCUGGGGUUAUUGAUAGUAGUUUGGUCAAACAUAGCGUGUCUGGAGAAACGUCAGCAACUGGGAAAUCUGACUCAGGUUCCAGCCAUCAGGAAAAAUCUGGUAGACAUGGAGAGAGCUAUCAUUUAAGCAUAUUGGCAGCAAAAUUGUUCGAUGAUAGAAUUCCUUUCAAAAAGAAGAUCAAAUUACUUCCUCAAUUUGCAAAUAUUAAAGACGAUGGAACUGUACAAUUAGAAGUGCCCGGAGAUAUCAAACCGCCGAGUUUGGAUCUUGUCAAAGUUGUUCAAGAUGAAAGUACUGAUGAGGAACCUUUUGACACAGCUGAGCCUCAAGAUAUACCUCCCUUGCAAAUAGUAAUGCUUAUUGUUGGAACACGGGGAGAUGUUCAACCAUUUAUUGCCAUCGGAAAACGUCUACAGGAAGAUGGUCACAGGGUUAGAUUAGCAACUCAUGCAAAUUUUAAGGACUUUGUUUUGACUGCUGGAUUGGAAUUUUUCCCUCUAGGUGGAGAUCCAAAAGUUCUUGCUGGCUACAUGGUAAAAAAUAAAGGUUUCUUGCCAUCUUCACCUUCAGAAAUAUCUAUUCAGAGGCAUCAACUGAGGGAUAUCAUAUUCUCUUUACUUCCUGCAUGCCAGAACCCUGAUCCUGAUACAAAAAUUCCAUUUAAAGCGAAUGCAAUAAUAGCCAAUCCCCCAGCAUAUGGACAUACACAUGUUGCAGAGGCUCUAAAAGUACCAAUUCACAUAUUCUUCACAAUGCCUUGGACGCCUACUAGUGAAUUUCCCCAUCCUCUAUCUCGUGUUAAGCAACCAGUUGCGUAUAAAUUGUCAUAUCAAAUUGUAGAUUCAAUGAUUUGGCUUGGAAUACGAAACAUCAUUAACGAAUUUAGGAAGAAAAAGUUGAAGCUAAGACCUGUCACAUAUUUAAGUGGAUACUAUAGCUCUUCUCCUGAUCUGCCUUACGGGUAUAUAUGGAGUCCUCACCUUGUUCCCAAACCAAAAGACUGGGGACCAAAAAUUGAUGUUGUUGGAUUUUGCUUCCUUGACCUUGCAUCAAACUAUGAACCUCCUAAUUCACUUGUGGAAUGGCUAGAAGGUGGAGAUCCACCUAUCUAUGUUGGUUUUGGUAGCCUUCCUCUUCAAGAACCAGAGAAGAUGACCCAGAUUAUAGUUACAGCAUUGGAAGAGACUGGUCAAAGAGGCAUCAUUAACAAGGGCUGGGGUGGUCUUGGGAAUUUGGCAGAACCAAAGGAGUUUGUCUACUUACUAGACAAUUGCCCUCAUGACUGGCUGUUCUCAAGAUGCAAGGCUGUGGUGCAUCAUGGCGGUGCUGGAACAACUGCUGCUGGUCUCAAAGUUGGGUGUCCGACAACCAUUGUACCUUUCUUCGGGGACCAGCCUUUCUGGGGAGAGCAGGUUCAUGCCAGAGGAUUAGGCCCUGCACCUAUUCCAGUUGAUGAGUUUUCACUUGAAAAGUUGGUUGAUGCAAUACACUUCAUGCUAGAUCCCAAGGUGAAAGAGCAUGCUAUGGAGUUGGCCAAGGCCAUGGAGGAGGAGAAUGGGGUACAAGGUGCUGUAAAUGCCUUCUAUAAACAUUUUCCUCGACAAAAAUUGGAACCUGAACCUUCACCUAAGCCUGCACAUCCAAAGUGUCCUUCUAUAAAAAGUUGUUUUGCUUGCCAUUGAUUUUCAAUCGAGCCUUUUCCCCCUCCCAUAUCAAGAGAAUUGUGCAAAAAGUGAACGGGAGGGAAAAGAAACUCGUUCAUUGAUCUGAAAAAUACAGAAGGCCUGCUCUGCCUUAUAUACACGAAGAGAGAGAAGACAGUUUUCCUGCCUAGCAACUAGUUGUAACAGGAAAACUAUAAUGAAACAAUGCGUUUCACUCUAAUACAAUGCUCACCGUUUUACUAA
This is a messenger RNA of Manihot esculenta (cassava), 2221 nucleotides long. Its product is annotated as sterol 3-beta-glucosyltransferase UGT80A2. Gene Ontology annotation, biological process: carbohydrate metabolic process. Gene Ontology annotation, molecular function: UDP-glycosyltransferase activity; hexosyltransferase activity. Lineage: Eukaryota; Viridiplantae; Streptophyta; Magnoliopsida; Malpighiales; Euphorbiaceae. The record is from RefSeq and is a predicted model, not a curated record. Bases 230 to 1996 code for a protein of 588 amino acids. The transcript is spliced from 14 exons.